AACAUUCGAAAAAACGUAUAAGGAGCCAUGAAAUUCCUCAUAGUCUUUGCUGCUCUUUGCGCUAUAGCCUUGGCUGCACCUGCCCCCGAUGAGCAUGCUGAAAUUUUGAAACUUGAAUCGGAUGUUGAGCCUGAAGGAUAUUCAUUUGCUGCUGAGACCAGUGACGGCACCUCUCGCCACGAAGAAGGCAAAGUCAAGGAUGUUGGCUCUGAACACCCUGCUCUUGUGGUUCAUGGUUCAUACACCUGGAAGGAUCAUGUUGAUGGCAAGGUUUACACCGUUAGCUAUGUUGCCGAUGAACAUGGUUUCCAACCAACAGGUGACCAUAUUCCUGUCGUUCCUCACUAAUUUUUUACUUUGCGGUUCAGUGAUUGGUAUGAGGGCAAGAGCUUAGAAUGACAAGAACUAAAUAAAUAUUCAUUCGUGGC
This is a messenger RNA of Stomoxys calcitrans (stable fly), 428 nucleotides long. Its product is annotated as larval cuticle protein 65Ab1-like. The transcript has 2 exons. Lineage: Eukaryota; Metazoa; Arthropoda; Insecta; Diptera; Muscidae. The coding region runs from base 28 to 348 and encodes 106 amino acids. Gene Ontology annotation, cellular component: chitin-based extracellular matrix. Gene Ontology annotation, molecular function: structural constituent of chitin-based larval cuticle. The record is from RefSeq and is a predicted model, not a curated record.